CAUAUCAACUUAAAGGAAGAAUAUUAAAUUUUAAAAAGACAAACCUAAAUUAUGGGACAAUUUCUAUCACGUUUUUUUCGCAACUCACAACAGGAAGAAAUUAAUGUGGGCAUGUUGGGUUUGGACAAUGCUGGCAAAACUACUCUAUUAUAUACAUUGCUUAACAAUUUACAACAACAAAAUAUACAACCUACCAUAGGUUUCAAUGUAGAAUCUUUAAGAUAUAAGCAAUAUCUAUUAAAAAUUUGGGAUGUGGGUGGUGCUAAACCUAAAAGUCGUGUUUUAUGGCGCCACUACAAUGAAAACACUACAAAAGCCAUUAUAUUUGUUAUAGAUUCCAGCGAUAUACGGAGACUACCCUAUGCUGUUCAAGAACUGAAUUGGUUGUGGUGGCGUACAGAGUUAUCAAAAGCGAUUUUCCUAAUAUUUUUCAAUAAACAAGAUUUGACCGGUGGAGUUCUGAAGCAACAUCAAAUUGUUGAUUUAUUAGAUUUAAGAAAUGCCUUAGAUUAUCACGAAUGUAUUGUACAGGAAUGUUGUGCCCUUACGGGAGAGGGUGUUUGGGAAGGUUUGGAAAAGCUAAUGCAUAUGUAUGAGCAUCGUAAAAUGAAAUCACGUUGGUGUUUGAGUAUAAACUAGACGAGGAUAUUACCUUCGAA
Molecule: messenger RNA, 659 nt
Organism: Lucilia cuprina (Australian sheep blowfly)
Lineage: Eukaryota; Metazoa; Arthropoda; Insecta; Diptera; Calliphoridae
Product: ADP-ribosylation factor 6-like
Exons: 1
Coding region: 52-639 (195 amino acids)
Biological process (GO): vesicle-mediated transport; intracellular protein transport
Cellular component (GO): cytoplasm
Molecular function (GO): GTP binding; GTPase activity
Source: RefSeq, a predicted model, not a curated record